CCCUCAGUGGGCGGAGCUUGAGCGUAACUCCUCCCGCGUACUGCGGCCUCCCCGCCUGCUGACGUGUGCGCGCCAGACUGGCAGCCCCAGUGAGAGAGAGCGGGGGGCGCGCACCGUGGCUCCCGGGAGCCCGUUCCACUUAUAACCCGGAGAGGGGCCACAGGGCUCGGCCGGACCAACCUCGCCUUCCCUGGGCUUGGAAUGUGAUGAGCGUAGGGGAAGCGGCGACACGGGCAGCCAUGAACGGGAGAAAGAAGAAGAGGAGACUGACGCCACCGCUGCUGCCGCAAUGGGUCUGUGCCUGCGGGGCUGUAGAGAGGAGAUACCCCGGUGUGUGCCUGGCGCUGCUCCUGGCCGUGCUGCUGCUCCUCCCGCCGGUUUCCGUCUGCACCUUGUGUGAGGCCGGCGGGCCCCGUAGGAGGCGGGAUACCCCUGCACUGCUCUCAGACCCUUUUAAUUCAUUAAGUCCACCUGUCCUUACUGAAGAUGACAGAUCCAGCCUUGAGGCAAUAUGUACAAUCCAUAAGCAAAUGGAUGAUGACAAAGAUGGUGGCAUUGAAGUAGAGGAAAGUGAUGAGUUUCUUCGAGAGGACCUGAACUACAAAGAUGCCUCCCAGAAGCACAACCAUUUGCACAGAGAAGAUAAACAUAUAACAGUUGAAGAUCUGUGGGCGCAAUGGAAAACCUCUGAAGUUCAUAACUGGACUGAAGAGGAGACUUUGCAGUGGUUGCUGGAAUUUGUGGAGCUUCCUCAGUAUGAGAAGAACUUUAGAGAGAAUUCUGUCAAAGGAACAGCUCUGCCAAGAAUAGCUGUUAAUGAGCCUGUGCUAAUGAUCUCACAACUUAAAAUUACCGAUCGGAGCCACAGGCAAAAAUUUCAGCUGAAAGCAUUGGACGUAGUGUUAUUCGGGCCACCAACAAGACCACCACACAACUGGGUAAAAGAUUUUAUCCUGACCAUUUCUAUUGUAAUCGGAGUUGGAGGUUGCUGGUUUGCCUAUACACAGAACAGAACUUCCAAGGAGCACAUAUCACAGAUGAUGAAGGAUUUAGAAGGUCUGCAGAAGGCUGAAAUAAGUCUUCUUGAGCUUCAGGACAGACUAGAAAAAGCUCAAGAAGAGAAUAGGACAGUGGCAGUAGAGAAGCAAAAUCUUGAGCGUAAAAUGAUGGACGAAAUCAGUGAUGCUAAACGUGAAGCUCAUCGGCUCCGGGAGCUGAGGGAAGGGGCAGAAUGUGAACUGAGUAGGCUCAAAUAUGCAGAAGAAGAACUAGUACAGGUUCGCAUGGCUCUGAAAAAAGCAGAGAAGGAAUUUGAACUCCGGAGCAACUGGUCUGUUCCCGAAACCCUGCAGAAAUGGCUUCAAUUAACACAUGAGGUGGAAGUACAGUACUAUAAUAUAAAGAAGCAAAAUGCAGAAAUGCAUCUUGCCAUUGCCAAAGAUGAGGCAGAGAAAAUAAAGAAGAAGAGAAGUACAGUGUUUGGGACACUGCAUGUUGCACACAGUUCCUCCUUGGAUGAGGUGGACCAUAAAAUCCUUGAAGCAAAGAAAGCACUAUCGGAGCUGACAACCUGUUUGAGAGAACGGCUGUAUCGCUGGCAGCAGAUAGAAAAGAUGUGCGGCUUCCCAAUAGUGCAUAACUCAGGUUUGCCAAACCUGACAUCCACUCUGUACUCCGACCACAGCUGGGUGGUCAUGCCUAGAGUUUCCAUCCCUCCUUAUCCUAUUGCUGGGGGAGUUGAUGAUCUAGAUGAAGACACGCCUCCAAUUAUUUCCCAGUUUCAUGGAUCCAUCAUAAAAACUCACGGGACACUUUCAAGAAGCAGCAGCGUGUGUCGCCAUCGAAGGAGUAUCGUUCCCCCUUCUCCCCAGUCCCAGCAAAUCCUUCAAUCACCCGAUCCUGAUAUCCUAUCAGUGUCCAGCUGUCCAGCUCUUUACCGCACAGAAGAAGAGGAGGAUGCAAUUUAUUUCAUUGCUGAAAAGCAGUGGGGAACACAAGACACUGGCUCUGAAUGUGACUCUCUAAGUUCUUCAGUGGGGAGAAGACAGUCCAGCUUUGAAGUGCAGCAGGUGAAUGCACGGAAGAUCUCAAGAGAGGAAACCUCUUGCGAGGAAUCUUUAUCCGGAGAUUCUCCUUCAGCAGCAGAGGCUCCUAAGGCAUGUCCUGAUGCCACGGGCCUGUCUGAGAGCCAGAGCAUGGUUUUCAGCCCAGCCAGUAAGGUGUACAAUGGCAUUCUAGAGAAGUCCUGCAGCAUGCACCAACUCUCCGGCAUUUUACCCUCCCCCAAGCCACCCUUACCACCUUUCCCUUCCAAUGCAAAUGAUAGCAAACCCGUUCAAGAAGUUCACGGAAUUCCUGUUGUCAAGACCACGCCUCUUGAGCUGUCCCAAAAUGGAGAGAAAAACAAAAAACAAUCAAAAAUCAAAGUCCUUUUAAAGAAGAUCUCAAAGUAAAGCUUAAAGGAAGUCAUUAAAAAAAAAGGCCAUUAAACUUUGAAAACUUGUGUAUUUUUAGGAAUGUAACUCCGUUCGGAGUUCUCAGACUGGAUGUUCUAGUGGAAUGCUCCGAAGUCUAUUUUAUCAUGAUCAUGCUGUCACUGAAUUGCAUUGAAAAGUGGAUCUGUUUACAGUCACUUGGUCUAUUUAUUUCUGCUUUUAGGGUUUUUACUUUGAUUUUAUUUUUUUUUAUAGCCGCUUUGGACUUACACAAAUGGUAAGCCUAAGCGGGCUUGCUUAGUACCUUGUUUACUGGAGCAUCUUCUUAUCUUUCCACAGAGUGAUGACAUUUUACCUUCUGGACUAAGUACCUUAAAAACAAAGAAAGAAGUCAAACUAAUUGCACUACUGUUUUCCUGACUGGAAAAGCAUAUUUGCAAGUGAAAUUGCGUUCGGUUUGUAAACUGAGAGAUAAGAGGAAAGCGGGGUGGGGGGGCGGGAGUCUAUUUUCACUUUAAAAUAGACUGGGGUUUUUAAGUAGAGCCUAGAAUUUCUAAAAAAUGUGAUUUCCACAAGAGACGCUAGUCAUUUUCUAUGAGAGGAUUAUUUACAUAGAGUUUUGAUAUAUGGACGUCCUGCCUUAGAGCGUAUUUUCUCCAGGGCUUUCACUGUCAUGUCGCAGUGUUAAUAACUGGCGGGAAAUAUGUCAAUAUUCGGCCUAAGCAAGGGCACCGGCUCUUGAUUCCUUAUGCAAGUGAUAAAGGUGAAAGUGACAGGACAAUACACAAAAAAGCAUCAAUACUGCAUAGUAAAUAGGGUAGUAAUGCUUGAAAAUGAGUUGCUUAUCUACUUAAAACAAGCAUGUCUGGCUAUGGCUAAACUGCAGCUCUCAGGCAUGCCAGCAGUCUGUAGGUAGCCUCUGGGAGUUGUAGUGCAGCAAUAGUCCCAUAUCGGACAUUCUUGUACCUUCGGUUAGAAUACUAGGAUAUCUGGCUGUGGCUAAACUGCAGUUCCCAGGCAUGCCAGCAGUCUGUAGGUGGCCUCUGGGAGUUGUAGUGCAGCAAUAGUCACAUAUCAGACAUUCUUGUACCUUCGGUUAGAAUACUAGGAUGUAUGGCUGUGGCUAAACUGCAGCUCUCGGGCAUGCCAGCAGUCUGGAGUGGCCUCUGUGAGUUGUAGUGCAGCAAUAGUCACAUAUCAGACAUUCUUGUACCUUCGGUUAGAAUACUAGGAUGUAUGGCUGUGGCUAAACUGCAGCUCUCAGGCAUGCCAGCAGUCUGGAGGUGGCCUCUGUGAGUUGUAGUGCAGCAAUAGUCACAUAUCGGACAUUCUUGUACCUUCGGUUAGAAUACUUUGAUGUAGAUUUUCAUUUUAAUAGCUGUGCCAGUUUCAAUAAAGGUCAGUUUUUACAGAUUCAUGUUAUAUUUAUUUUGGAACCAUUUAACCUUUUAUUCUACUCUUACUAACGCAAAAUAUCUACCUGGAGAAAUUGGCGAAAAGUUUUUUUUUUUGUUUGUUUGUUUUUGUUUUAAACAAGCUGUGAGGAAGCCGACCCAAGCCAUAGCUAAAUAGCAGCCAAGGGAUGUGCCCUGCAUACCCAGCUACCAUUUACGAAAAGGUGGAACUUUAUAUUUGCCAGUUGGUUUAAUGAGCUCUGUAGCAUGGCGCUUUGGUGUUGGAGCCGUGCAAGUUCUGACAUUUUGGCUACAAGCUAUUUGUCCGUCCACGCGCAGAGCAAAGGUGCUGCCCCCCCAAGUAAUACAUGCUUACAAACAUUCAUUUCCAAGCAUUACUUUUCCUUUCAGUGAAAUAAGCAAAGUAGACGAAUGUUUACAGGCAGGGGGUUACUGGAUUUGCUACACUUUGUACUGCAGGAAAGAAAGAAAGUUGGAGGCUUUUGGUGCCUUCUGAUAGGCUGCUCCACUGAGUAUAAACAUAGAAGCAUGCAGAUGUGCAAAGAAUACCUUAUGGUUUAUAUAUUGUGGAUAAAGUGUUACAGAAAAUUGUGUUUUUCACAGCUCCGAACUUGACACCAUUUGUAUUGUUCAGAUAUAUGCCAUAUCCAUUUGCACUGCCCCCACAAUUUCUAGCAAGCGCAGUGGGCACCAUAAACUGCCCCAAUGCCAGAUUUCUUCUCUCUGCCAGAAGAGGUUUGUACAUGUUGUAUAAUAGACAGAGUCACUUUUAAGAACUACUAAUACUUUUGCUACUACAGACACGUACGUCUACCCCUUUUGCCAUUUAUGUGUCAUUUUGUUGUUUUGCCUGUUAAAAUCUGAAUCACUAUAUUUAGAUCUGUUACAUUUCAGGAUGUUAACAUUUUCCAAUAAACUAAUUUAUUCGGUUU
Xenopus tropicalis (tropical clawed frog) is the source of this 4782-nucleotide messenger RNA. It is a transcript of the gene stim2, whose product is annotated as stromal interaction molecule 2. Gene Ontology annotation, molecular function: calcium channel regulator activity. The transcript is spliced from 12 exons. NCBI's taxonomy places the organism in Eukaryota, Metazoa, Chordata, Amphibia, Anura, Pipidae. Gene Ontology annotation, cellular component: endoplasmic reticulum membrane. The coding region runs from base 207 to 2453 and encodes 748 amino acids. Gene Ontology annotation, biological process: intracellular calcium ion homeostasis. The record is from RefSeq and is a predicted model, not a curated record.